AAUUUUUUUGGAUCAGCUAACGUGUCAUUGGUCGAGCUUCUCACUGCGUUUCAGCGCAUUAUAUCACCCAUGAUGCAACGCGCCAUCUUCGUUUACACUCGGGUCCGGCCGCUCGGGAAUUUCCGUAAACACCCGAAGGCCGAACUCCCUUCGCGGAUGCAACCUGCAUUUAUAAUAUGCUCGCCAUGCAUUCAACCAUUAUUAUGUUCCGAGAGCAGCGGGCAAGAGCAGGCACUCUCCUCGUCCUCCGCUAAAUAUUUUCCCGUCCAUUCCUGGCGAUCAUCCCUCGCAUGUAGGGUUUUACUUCGUUCCAAAGCCAUUGUGAUCGCAAGGACAAACCGGUACCCGGAACAGGUAAUAUUUUUUUCACGGCCGGUAGCGAAACAAAGAAUCCUGGAGGGGCAGCGUAUCGCACCGUCGACCGCGGUGGGUAGUACCAAGAUGUCCUUCGCCAACAAUGACUGUCGCAUCUACGUGGGAAACCUGCCGCCCGACAUCAGAGUAAAGGACAUAGAAGACAUCUUCUACAAGUACGGCAACAUCCGGCACAUCGACCUGAAAAACAAGCGCGGACCGCCGUUCGCAUUCGUAGAAUUCGACGAUAAGAGGGACGCCGAGGACGCCGUGCGCGGCAGGGACGGCUACAAUUACGACGGCUACCGGCUGAGGGUGGAGUUCCCCCGCGGGACCAGCCGAGGGGGCUACCGGGGUGGGCGGCGCGUCGGCCAACCGUCUCGGCGCUCCGAAUAUCGCGUUCUGGUAUCAGGGCUGCCCCCUACCGGUAGUUGGCAGGACUUGAAGGACCACAUGCGGGAGGCCGGAGACGUGUGCUACGCUGACGUCUUCAGAGACGGCACGGGAGUCGUCGAGUUCCUCAACUACGAAGACAUGAAGUACGCCGUCAAGCAGCUGGACGAUUCCAAGUUCAGAUCGCACGAGGCAAUACUUACAGCAACCCGGGACAAAAAAGGACAAGGCGAAGACUUCGGGGAAUCACACACUAAAGGGAGAGACGUCGUACAUCAGAGUGAAGGAAGACUACCACCCGUCCGGAGGGAGCCCACGCCGUGCCAGCCGCAGCCGGUCUCCUAGCUUCUCCCGCCGCCGACGGUCCCGUUCGUCCCCACGGUACAGCCCGCAGCGAUCCCGAUCCCGUUCCCGUUCGUAGGUUCGUUUUGGGGAACGUCCUAUAUAUAUCCUCACUGAUAACCUAGGGCACGAUCACAUUUGUCGUAGGUUGUCGUACGAUUUCAUUUUGAUGUCAUAGGAUUUUCAAGCAGGCCGUGACAGAACCAACCGCGCCGAUUUUGAUCCAAAACAGCAUUUGUGUACCAAGACAUUUUGAACUUUGCAGGAGACCUUUUUUGUCCUACAAAAUGCCCGAAGUUAGCGAUCGUACGACGAUCGCACGACCUAUGUCGUAUAGGUUGUCGUGCGAUUUUGAUGUCUUGGCGUAUUCAAACAGACCGUUACAGAACCAAUUGUAUUGUGCGACAUAUCCACGACUAUCCCAAGAAUGCUCAUUUGAUUUCAUGCAAUCGCACGGCAAAUUUGACCUGUCCGUCCAUACUUUCUGUUGGGAGAAAUAAUCGGUAGUACAAUUCCUCUGUAAAAUGUUUGGUCGGCAGUAACAACUGAAAGGAGAAAACCCAUAGACAGAUGAGAUCAGAAAUAUGAUCACGAGCGCGGCUUGCCAACAGUAAUUUGACAUCAUUCCACCUUUUUGUAGGUUUAAAAUUUGAAGAAAAAACCACAUCAACAUGUUUAUCUAAUUCCCCGACCAAACUAAUAAUUUCUUCGACAUAUUCUUUCAUAUUCUUGCGAACAAAAAAUAGGCAAACCAGACAAUACCAGGCAAACAACAAGCAAACCAUACCUGCAUUCCCGUUGAUAUAGGCUCACCCAAGCGAACGUUUUUUCCUAGUUUAUGAAGAUAAGUGUCUGAUCCCAAAAGAUGAAGGCCGUAGAUCCGAUGUUGUAAAUGACGAAAAAGGUAUAUAUAGUUUACAUAGAGUGUGGUGAGUAGAAGCUUUAACGUGACAAUCAACGUACGUAAGCGAUGACGUCAUGAUGACGUAAGGGAGAUAGAGCCCCUGGUGGGCUCCUCAGAAUGUUUUUAUUUAUUUACCAGCUGCGUUUUAUCGGAAUCGUUUGUCGAAACGUACGCUGUAAAAAUAUGUAUAUAACCUUUGAUGUUAAUAUAUUCGUUCUUUGCUGUAUUCUUGCCAGCCAUUGGUUAUCAACUACAGCAAAACGUUGACGUACUUUGCUUAAAAGCCCCAGUAUAAGGCCGUCCAGAAAUAGGAAAUACUUGUAUAACUUUAAUGAUGAGGCUCUAUAGUCUCCAAUAUGCUUAUUUAGAUCUUAGAUGCACCAUGGCCAGUUGUGGUGUUUUAUUGCAAAGAGUCGUAGUUUUGUGGUAGAAGUCCUCAAAUCUAGUCUCUUUUAUAAGUCUCGUAGAGUCCUACUAAACACAGAGCAGGUUACUACUAAAAGGAAAGUGUGUACAGAAUAUGGUCCUCACCCAACGUAAGAUUUUAAUAUAUAUAUAUAUAUAUCAUUUCGUAGAUUUGAGACACUGCUAAAAAACAAAGAAAGCGUAGUUAUUGCUUGAGAUGUAUCCAAAUGUGACCACUGAUCCAACUGUUGCAAGUACAUGUGGAUAUUUGUAUAUGUCUUUACAUUUGUAUUCAGCACUGAAAGAGAUUAUUAAUAUGUCUUUCGUAGUAUAUCACUGUAUAUAUCCUUUGCACGUUUUCAUGUAAAGCCAUGUAGUCCUCAUUUUCAUAUAUAGAAAGGCCAGAAAUGUAGAGGCCGUUACCAAAGUAAGUCGGUGCUAUGUAUUUGGACUCUGAAAACUUAUAAGCCACAUUCGAGAGAUUCAUACAUUCCUUAUAUUGUGCAAAUUGAGUAUAGGGCGAUUCAAAGAGCGUGUAAAGAUUUGAUUGAAAGAUACGGCGUAAAUACGACAAGUUGGUUAGUUAUAGAAAUGCGUACCGGUUUGAUAUGCUGUGCAAAGAGAUAUUCUACAAUGGGCCAGGUAUAUUGUAAUAGGUGACACCGUAGUCAAAGCUGUUUAUAUCCCCCUUAAUUGUAAGGAAUUUUUUAAAAGUUUGAAAUAAGAUACACUGCUGGGUAGGCUAUUGAAAAGUGAAAAAAAAACACUUUUGUGAUAUAACUAAGUCAAUUUUACUAGCCGCUGGUAUUAACGCUUACUACCAUACUAACGCUUAACUUGUGCUAAACAGGCACAUGGUAUAACGAGAAAAAUGAUGAUACUAAAGUUAAAAUUACGUGACAAGAUUAUUUCAUUUUGUCCAAAAUCAAACUCAAAUCCAAUUAUAUGGGUUGACGCUUUUGUGACCAUUGAAAAAAAAAUAACAGAAAAAUUUUCUGGGUGUGCAAAGUUUCUUUGCACUCUAUUCUGAUUACUGAAAAAAAAUGUAUAUGAGAUGAAAUGUGUUUACUAAUUUCAACUGAGCACUGAUCCAGUGACUCGCCAUAACAUUACUAACUUGUUUACUAACUGAGUUAACUGGUUUACUAACUGAGUUAACGAUAUUCACCUAUUGGCGCUGGACGCCGUUAACAUGCUUGCAUGUGUUCGACAUUUUGCUGGCGUGACCUUACAGCAUUGUGUAUGUUCGCAUGAGAUUAAUUAACCCAAUGGCAUGGCAUGCUUAUAUGCAUGGAAUGUUUUAGAGUUAGAAACGUCUGUGAUUAACUUUUGAUUAACCAGCACUAAAAUGCACGCGAGCCACACGCUUGCCUUCCUCGGGAGGUAAUGCGAGGCUCGUCCUCUCCUCACACUUCUUAUUAACAUACAAAGUGGGUAUCUCACUCCUGGACUGCGCCGAAUCGCUCAAGGCAUUUGUGUCGCAAACCGGUGCAAAUUUGUCGCGUGAAUCUGCGAUUUUCUUCUGAUAAAGAAUGAAAAUUCGCAAAGUUGCCGCAAUUUCCUAGUGCCUUUUGGCGCAGCCAACGAGAUUCCUGCUUAAUGGAGCGUUCUAUAUUCUGUAUUUCAUAACCAACGAAGUUCCUUUCUUACCAGUGAAAAAAUUAACUGUUCGGCCACUUUUACUUGUGAGCUUUACUUGUGAACAAACAAACAAACAUACAAAGCAUGCAUAGUCUUACAAAAUGUAUAAUGACAUACCUUGUUAUGUUUUCUAAGCUAAUUUUCUUCCGAUAUCGGA
Molecule: messenger RNA, 4196 nt
Organism: Branchiostoma floridae (Florida lancelet)
Lineage: Eukaryota; Metazoa; Chordata; Leptocardii; Amphioxiformes; Branchiostomatidae
Product: serine/arginine-rich splicing factor 1B-like
Exons: 5
Coding region: 70-1092 (340 amino acids)
Cellular component (GO): nucleus; cytoplasm; ribonucleoprotein complex
Molecular function (GO): mRNA binding
Source: RefSeq, a predicted model, not a curated record